UUGGCUUAAGUCGUGGCCAUUCGAAAGAGACGGUUCGUGUUUAGUUUUUACUCUUUAUAACUCUUGCCAUAACGGUGUUGUUGGCUUAUUUAUUAAACGUUUAAUAGUUUGGACCGAAAACGAAAGCUGUUAGUUAGUCAGUCUCGUUCGUCUUAUUUAGUUAGUUAGUUUGUUAAUCAAUCGUUAACCGGUUGAGAAGAAAAAUCUUCUUUUGAUCGUAAGAAAAAAAAUAUAAUAAUAAAAAUCAUAAACGCACGUAAUACGGUGGAAUGUUUUGAGUGUGCAUGACUGAUGCUGUGCUGUUUCCAUUCAAAUGUAAAUUAACUUGACUAAGAAGUGUCUAUUAUUAGCCACGGUCGCGGUCAGCCUAAAGAGAUUAAUCUUUUGAAUUAAAAUUAAGAAAAAACAUCUUUUUUAUAUUGUGUAUUGGAAAUUAUCAUAAUUUAAAUAUUAAGGGAAUUUUAAUGGAAAAAAAAUUAUUAAAAAAAUGAAACAGAAAUGUGUUGCUUAAUAUGAUUUUCACCUGCUGAGCCAUUUAAGUUAUAAUAACCCUCAAAGUAUCCAACAAAUCCCUCCAUUGAUCUACACCAGACUUAAAGAGACAAUUUACCGCCAAUCAAAAAGCUGCAGCUUUAAAAAAAACAGACGUUUUUUUUAACUUUGAUUUUGCAUUAAAAGGCUCAUUUAAAUACUUAUUACAAAAACAUCAACACAAUUGAUAACAAAAAACCUCUUGAAAAAAACAGCAACAACAACAAAACACCUCUUGCAACACUUCAAGAAUUAAAUAAAAAACAAAAUAUUGCAUUUGCGCAUGCGCAACAUACUACGUUUAUAGUUUUUUGUGAAUAAUGAUGGUAAAAUCGCAUACAAACAGUCAUCGUCAUACUUCUUCGGUCACGGUGAAUUGAAUAUUUGAAUAAUAUAUUGCAGCUUUGGAUUAUUUGCCAAAUGGCCAGAUACUUUUCGGAUCUAAAUGAAAAAUGAAGGUGUUGUUUUGUUGUUGUUGUAGUCACAGGAUGCUAAAAGGUGCUUUUCAACGCCAAGAAGCUCGUUUAGCUGAUGAAUAAUGAUGAUCAUGAUGUAAAUGUGGCCGCAUAUGAAGAAUGAUCACAAUCAUGAGCAAGUUUCUGGUCGUUGUUGUUACUACUACUACUCUUGAGAAUGAUGAUGAUGAUUUAUGCAAAUUCCCCCAAUAGGCAUUGUAUUCUUUCUUAAGAGACUCUUAAAAUCAAAGUGUUGUCAAGUGUCUGAAGUUUGACUUUGGCUGCGAGUGAAUGAGUGAGUGAGUGUGUGUUCCACACUCAGUGUGUUAUAAUUUCCAUAACAACUUAAUUCAUUACCCAAGCAUCCAGGCAAAUAAACCGAAAAAUAAAAAAAUUGUUUGGAACACCAUGCCGUGAACAGAUCUUAAUGAAACCUUUAACAAAUGUGUGAAAAAAAUUUAUAAUAAAAAAAAAAUCAUUUUAACAAAAAGUAACAAAAAUCAAAAAAAGUGCGUGUUAAGCCAAAUACAAAACAUAAUUUAUUGUAAAAAAAAAAUUAAAAAGCCUAAAGCCCUUAAACAGCCACUUAUAUAACCGUUAAUUUACCACAAUAAUUUAAUUAAUCUUGUCGUAAAAUAAAACGAAAACCUUUAAAAUAAUAAUAAAUAUUUAUUGAAAAUUUUAAAUGAAAUAUUAUCAAGUGUCAAAAUCAAAAUUAUUCUCAUUGUUAUCGAUCAGCAUAAUAUGAGACAACGACGCACGAGCACUGUCAAGACAUGUGGUAUAAACGUAAUAAGCUCUUGAUAUUUUUACUUUGGAUAAUGAAAAUAAGAUUAGUAUCCAGUUUUACAUCAUCACUUCUAUGUGCCCGUAUACCUGGCUUAACGCCCCAGCAAAGACAACUUUGCACUGAAUCUCCAGAUGCUUUGAUUGCCUUGGGCGAGGGUCAUCAAUUAGGCGCACAAGAAUGUCAAUAUCAAUUCAGAGGUCAUCGCUGGAAUUGUACACAAGUGUGGAAGAAAGAUGUGUUUGCACAUGUCAUGUUUGUGGGAUCUCGAGAAGCUGCCUUCACCUAUGCGAUAGCAAGUGCGGGAGCAGCUCAUGCAGUAACAGCGGCGUGUGCCAGAGGUAAUAUCUCGCUAUGUGGUUGUGAUGUCCGUCACAAGCCCACAUCGCGUAAAGGUUCACAGGCUGGUUUCGAUAGUGCACCUGGUGAGGCGCAACAGCCCUGGAAAUGGGGCGGAUGUUCGGCGGACAUAGAAUUUGGUAUGAAAUUUGCACGCAAAUUUCUUGAUGCCCGCGAAAUUGAGGGAGAUGCCAGAAGUUUAAUGAAUUUACACAAUAAUCGAGCAGGAAGAAGGCUGGUAAAAAAUCUUUUAAAAACAGAUUGUAAAUGUCAUGGUGUCUCGGGGUCUUGUGUUAUGAAGACCUGCUGGAAAAGUUUACCCUCAUUUCGUGUAGUGGGUGAUGUUUUGAUGAAAAAAUACACUAAAGCCAAAAUUGUUCAAGCCGCCAAAGGCAAAAAUGGACUGAAAUUAGUUUUAAGCAAAAAAAAUCGUGCCGGCAAGGUUAUGAAUUUUCCCAAACGCAUGGAUUUGGUUUAUUUGCAAACGUCACCCAAUUACUGUGAACGCAAUAUGCUGGAAGGUGUACAGGGUACUCAGGGUCGUGUUUGUAAUCGCACCUUGCAUGGACCUCAAAGCUGUGAUUUACUUUGUUGUGGGCGUGGCUAUAAUACACACUCCAUACGACGCACCACCCAGUGUCGUUGUCAAUUCAAAUGGUGCUGUCAAGUACAAUGUGAUGUCUGUGAAGAGAAUUACGAAGAAUUCACUUGUAAAUAAAACCACUUAAAUAUAAAUAUAUAAAAUAAAAUUUAAUUUUUUUAAUUAUUUGCACAAAAUUAAUUCAAUUUAUAUGUAAUUUUGGUUGUAAUUAUUUGUGUGUAUGUACUUAUUUUACUUAAUUAUUAUUUCACUAUUAUUACGUUUAUAUUAUUAUUAUUAGAUGUAGUUUUUUUCUAAAUGAAGCUAUUGUUGUUUAUAAGUUCGAAAUAGUUUAAUGAAAUUUUAACUUAUUUUUUUUAUAAUUAGUUUUUAUAUUAGAUAUUGCAACAAAAGAAAAAAAAAACAAAAAGAUAACGAAUAAUUAAUACGAAUGUAAAAAUAUAAAAAA
Lucilia sericata (common green bottle fly) is the source of this 3161-nucleotide messenger RNA. It is a transcript of the gene Wnt2, whose product is annotated as protein Wnt-2. Lineage: Eukaryota; Metazoa; Arthropoda; Insecta; Diptera; Calliphoridae. The transcript has 6 exons. Gene Ontology annotation, molecular function: cytokine activity; frizzled binding. The coding region runs from base 1763 to 2830 and encodes 355 amino acids. Gene Ontology annotation, biological process: positive regulation of JNK cascade; neuron differentiation; cell fate commitment. Gene Ontology annotation, cellular component: extracellular region. The record is from RefSeq and is a predicted model, not a curated record.